This is a messenger RNA of Truncatella angustata, 828 nucleotides long. RefSeq lists its product as uncharacterized. Bases 93 to 806 code for a protein of 237 amino acids. Lineage: Eukaryota; Fungi; Ascomycota; Sordariomycetes; Amphisphaeriales; Sporocadaceae. The transcript has a single exon. The record is from RefSeq and is a predicted model, not a curated record.
GUUACCCUAGGCAUCCAGUCUAUCCAGGAUACAUAUAUCAUUCUUCUUUCCUCUCGGGGCGAUUCAACCAUCAUCCAUCACUUCCCCAGACCAUGACUACAUCUGACACAACUACACCUUUAUUUCAAAAGACUGACAACAAAAACGCAAACAUCUUCAAUGUCGCCAUGACCUUCUCCAUCAUUUCUACAACCAGUAUGGACACCAGCAGCAGCAAAAAUGAUUCCUCGGCGAGUUUCAGCAACCCGUGGUACGAUGGCACUUUCUACCCAGACUGCGACGUGAACGACUCCCUAGAUUGCGAAGACACCGGGGCCGCGAGCCUGUGCCUGAUGUGCGACCAAGAAGGCACCAAGCAGUGCGGCAGCUGCCAUGAGGCGCGCUAUUGCUCCCCGUCCUGCCAGACGGGCGACUGGGCAUACACGACGAAGAGGGUAUGUCCAGUGGCGGGCGACGGAUACUUGAACGCGCGCAGGCUGGCCAUGGAGCCGCAGGACUUCCGGGCGCACGACUUUCGGUCCGUCGUCAACUUCCUGCAUGCGAAGAUCCCGAAACAGUGCGUCGUUGACCCGGAGCGCUUCGUCCUGUGCCGGGAUUGCGAGAUGGUCCCCGCGGUCAAGGUCAACUGCGACGGCGACGUCGCGCGCUUCCGGCAUUCUUGCCCGAGGGCGUCUCGGAGCUGCCGCGCUUCGAGUCCGUCGUGGUUCCUGCCUGCAUGCCGGCCGUCAUGCAGCAGCGCGUGUCGUGGGCUGCGCUGCUCGGCCUGUCGUGGGAUGUCCGCCUGGCGCACAGCAACACGGACCUAAGCCCGGAAGACCGCACCAACGU